Messenger RNA from Seriola aureovittata, 1596 nucleotides. It is a transcript of the gene ogfod2, whose product is annotated as 2-oxoglutarate and iron-dependent oxygenase domain containing 2. The record is from RefSeq and is a predicted model, not a curated record. NCBI's taxonomy places the organism in Eukaryota, Metazoa, Chordata, Actinopteri, Carangiformes, Carangidae. The transcript has 7 exons. Bases 122 to 1174 code for a protein of 350 amino acids. Gene Ontology annotation, molecular function: iron ion binding; L-ascorbic acid binding; oxidoreductase activity, acting on paired donors, with incorporation or reduction of molecular oxygen.
GUGUUGUGUUUGUUGUUGAUCACACACGAGUAGACGUCUAGCUUGUGAGUCGACAUCGUUGGUGGCAUUAUUAUGUUUUCCUGUGUAUUUUAGUAGGAUAAUUCAUUUUAAACAGGUAGUGAUGAAAACCGAGGAAGAAGGAAAGUCUCAGUUUUACACCUGUAACUGUUUCACGACUGAUAACAUUUUCCUGAAGGACUACAAACUCCAUGUUCGCUUUGAGUCGGAGCAGCAGUUCAGGCUGGACUAUCAUGCUCUGCUGAGGAGGCUCGGCUGCGUCACGGACCAACAGUUUGAGGAUGUGCUGCACGAGGUUUCACAGGAAGUGGACAGGCGAAGGCGUCUCAGUGUGACGUCUGCUGAGAGAGCUGCUGUUAUAAAAGACGUUUACCAGCCGAUCCAUCCUCAUGUCUACCAUCUGCAGGAGUCUUACCUCACUCCGAAGUUCAAGCAGAUUGUCGAGUUGUGUCGAAGCGGCGACCCCAGUGAACACAGCCUCUUAGGCUUGUUGGAGGAGGAGGCAGCUCCACAAGUGUAUCGCUUCCCUGUGUUUGAGAAGAGCUUCUGUGAGGAGCUGGUGGAGGAGCUGGAGCACUUUGAGCAGUCUUCAGCCCCUAAAGGAAGACCCAACACCAUGAACCAUUAUGGGGUCCUCCUGAAUGAACUGGGUUUUGACGAGGGAUUCUUCACGCCUCUCCGUGAGCAGUACCUUCACCCGCUCACCUCCCUGCUGUACCCAGACUGUGGGGGCCGCUGUCUGGAUAGCCACAAGGCCUUUGUGGUCAAAUAUGACAUGAAUGAAGACCUGGACCUGAGCUACCACUACGACAAUGCAGAGGUCACCCUUAAUGUUUCGCUGGGGAAGGAAUUCACGGAGGGAAACCUUUAUUUUGGUGACAUGAGACAGGUUCCUUUAAGUGACACAGAGUGUUCAGAGGUUGAACACAGGGUGACCGAGGGCCUCCUCCACCGGGGCCAACACAUGCACGGGGCCCUGCCCAUCUCCUCCGGCCAGCGCUGGAACCUCAUCAUCUGGAUGAGAGCGUCGCAGGAACGCAACAAACUGUGCCCCAUGUGCAACAGGAAGCCGACACUGGUGGAGGGAGAGGGCUUCGCUGAUGGGUUCACCAAACACUUUAACGCCUCACUCAACGUUUCCUGUGUGCUGACGUAGUGUAUCCAGCUGCUACAGGUCUUUUAUAAAAGACAUUGUGUGUAAGAUUGAAAUUUGCGAGUUUGGCUUCCCCAGGUGUUUUGGAAGAGGAUACUGACAGACAGCGGUGCAGGCUGCUCCCUCCUGCUGAUGCUGUAGGAACGAUGAUUUUUGUUCAUCUGAUCUAAAUUGUUUGGGGAUGCAGUUGAAUAGACAGAUUUGCUGCUGUAGUUUCAUGGUUGUAGAGUUAACCAAGAUUACACUGGGUGACAGUAGAAAAACAUUAAUUCUAAUGACACAUUUUACUGUAUUCCAAAUUGGAAUGAUUAAUAUAUAUUAUUUGUACUAUUAAAAGAUAGUGAUAUUACUAUAAUUCUGGGCUUCAGACUUUCAAUUUAGUUUCCUAAUGAUCCAGUUAUAUUUAAAAAAAAACAAAAAAAACA